This is a messenger RNA of Jatropha curcas, 1201 nucleotides long. RefSeq names its product TMV resistance protein N-like. The record is from RefSeq and is a predicted model, not a curated record. Lineage: Eukaryota; Viridiplantae; Streptophyta; Magnoliopsida; Malpighiales; Euphorbiaceae.
GUAAACUUGAAGAAUGUCCAGAGCUUCCUUGCAAUUUAAGGAAAUUAAAUUUAGAUGAAACUGCAAUAAAACAAUUGCCUUCAUCAAUUGGACAUUGCUCUCAACUUGUUGCAUUAUCGUUAAGCUGGUGUACAAAGCUUCAAAAUCUUCCAGACUGCAUUGGCCAGUUAAAAUCUCUGAAGGAACUUUACGCAAGUGGGAGUGGCAUAAAAACAUUACCAUCCUCUUUCAAUCAAUUGAGCCGAUUGGAACAUUUAUAUUUUGAGGGAUGUAAAGGUUUGACGGUAUGGCCUUCUUCGUUGUCCGGAUUGAAUAGGCUACAGUGGCUUUAUCUGGGUAACUGUGGUAUAUCAGAAAUUCCAGAGAGUAUUGGAUCAUUAGUUUCAUUGACAUUCUUAUAUUUAGAUGGAAACGAUUUCGAAAGCCUUCCUGCAAGCAUCAAACAACUUUCUUACUUGGACACUCUUAGCUUGGAUGAUUGCAAGAGGCUUAGAUAUUUGCCAGAGCUUCCAGGCAUAAGUUCACUUUCUGCAUCAAAUUGCACCUCUUUAGAAUUUGUAUCGUUUUCGUCCUUUUCCUAAGGCAGAAACAGAAGAUGACCUUCUUUGCACCCUUAUGCUUAAUUUUAGUAUCUGCAUCAAAAUGGGUGAUAAUGUACGUCUUCAAAUUACGGAAGCCCCGUUCUCAGCACAGCAAGGCCGAGACGACCAUAAUUUAUGUAUCCCUUGGGUGGAAGUGGUGCAAAGUAUGAAAUAUCGAACAAGUUCUGUGAGCUUCCAAGGUAAAUCUGGAAAGAUGGAUGAGUAUGUCCUUAACUUUCGUGGUCAAAGUCUUGGGCCUUCCAAGUUGGAUUCAAAAUAUGUUUUCCUUGGGUAUGAAUCUUUUGAUCAUAAAUGGAAUUUCACUCGAGUCUCAUUCCAUGUUGAUUAUGUCUCUGUAAAUUAUUCCGGAAAAGGUGAAGUCAUUAGUGGGAGGAUGAUCAAUUGUGGCAUUCAUUCUAUAUAUUGGAAAGAAUAUAGGAAAGCGAAAAGAAGGAAUGAAAGAAGGAAAGAAUCGGACAAGGAUAUAGUAGAGGCGGCAAACACUGAAUUAUGGGAGAAGAAUUCAAGACAAAAACUCUGAUUAAGGUCAAUUAGUAUGGCAAAGAAAUUGACAUAAGGUAAAGAAGUUUUAAUUUUCGUGCGUUACUUUGGGAUUUUGG